Molecule: messenger RNA, 711 nt
Organism: Sinocyclocheilus grahami
Lineage: Eukaryota; Metazoa; Chordata; Actinopteri; Cypriniformes; Cyprinidae
Exons: 3
Coding region: 1-711 (236 amino acids)
Source: RefSeq, a predicted model, not a curated record
AUGAAGUACAUACACAGAUUUGCACAGGGUUUACAUCUACGGCAAGUAGACAUGCUUCAAGAUGGCAUUGCAAAGAGCACAGCAACACUUUCUAUGAUGUCAACGAAACUCCGAAGAAUUUGUGUAAAAAGCCUGGAAAAGCACCAAAAGAAAAAGAGGCAGAAAGUUGGUGGAGUUAAUGUCAUUGUUCACAUUGAUGAGAGCAAGUUCUGCCAUAAACGCAAGUAUGCAAGAGGACGCUUCGGUAACACCUGGAAGAGAAAGCGAACGUGGGUGUUCGGUAUACUUGAAAUCAAAAUGGCAAGUAGACGUCCAAUUCUUCGCCUUGUGAAGAAAAGGAACAAGGAGACCCUUGUUCCAAUAAUCAAAAAACAUGUCAAAAGACAAAGUCUAGUUGUGAGUGAUGAGUGGAGAGCAUAUGCCAGCCUUUCCCAGGAGGGCUACAAGCAUGUCAGAGUUAACCACAGCCAGAACUAUGUAGAUCCACAAACAGGACUACAUACUCAAAACAUUGAGAGAGCGUGGCAGACGUACAAGAGGGAAAUUUGGCGUAUGCGGGGGAAUCGGUCUGAGAAGGCCUUAAAAAAACAACUCUGCUUUAUUGAGUGGACUUACUGGUUGGCCAGAAGACAUAAACAUGGUGUACUUGGAAGACUUCUCAAGGACAUAAGGAAUGGUAACCACAGAUCACAGUUUAAGAUCUUUCUGUAA